Dunckerocampus dactyliophorus (ringed pipefish) is the source of this 5006-nucleotide messenger RNA. Its product is annotated as kinesin heavy chain-like. Gene Ontology annotation, molecular function: microtubule binding; microtubule motor activity; ATP binding. Gene Ontology annotation, biological process: microtubule-based movement. The record is from RefSeq and is a predicted model, not a curated record. Bases 123 to 3131 code for a protein of 1002 amino acids. Lineage: Eukaryota; Metazoa; Chordata; Actinopteri; Syngnathiformes; Syngnathidae. The transcript is spliced from 24 exons.
CGACUCGUUCACGAACGACACAUCUGGAGAAACGACACAACAGCUGCAGUCAGCAGAAACGUCGCGUCUUGCUCUGGGUCUUUUCCAGCUACGACCAGUCGUAGAAGAAGAAAUCGAAGUCGAUGGCGGACGCGGCCCAGGCUGGCUUGUGCGGGGUGAAGGUGAUGUGUCGCUUCCGGCCUCUUAACGACGCGGAGCGGAGCCGAGGAGACAAAUCCAUCCCCAAAUUUAACGGGGAUGACACCGUGGUGGUGUCGGGGAAGCCGUACAUCUUUGACAGAGUUCUUCCACCUAACAGUGAGCAGCCUCAGGUGUACGAAACAUGCGCCCGCCACAUCGUCAAAGAUGUGUUGGGCGGUUACAAUGGAACCAUCUUUGCAUACGGGCAGACCUCAUCAGGAAAGACACACACGAUGGAGGGUCAGCUACACGACUGCCGGCUGAUGGGAAUCAUUCCUCGCAUUGCCAGAGACAUCUUUGACCAUAUCUACUCCAUGGACGAGAACCUGGAAUUCCAUAUCAAGGUCUCUUAUUUUGAAAUCUAUUUGGAUAAAAUCAGAGACUUGCUGGAUGUGUCAAAGACCAACCUGGCUGUUCAUGAGGAUAAAAACAGGGUUCCAUUCGUGAAGGGCUGCACAGAGCGUUUUGUUUCCAGUCCAGAGGAGGUCAUGGAUGUCAUAGACGAGGGCAAAUCCAAUCGACACGUCGCUGUUACAAACAUGAACGAGCACAGCUCACGCAGCCACAGCAUUUUCCUGAUCAACAUCAAGCAGGAGAACGUGGAGACAGAGACCAAGCUGUCAGGAAAACUUUACCUGGUGGACCUGGCAGGCAGCGAGAAGGUGAGUAAGACCGGAGCUGAGGGAGCUGUUCUGGAUGAAGCCAAGAACAUCAAUAAGUCUCUGUCUGCCCUUGGCAACGUCAUUUCUGCUCUUAGCGAGGGAACGAAAAGUCAUGUUCCCUACAGGGACAGUAAAAUGACCAGAAUCCUGCAAGACUCCCUGGGAGGAAACUGCCGAACAACCAUCAUCAUCUGCUGCUCGCCAUCUGUUUAUAACGAGGCAGAAACCAAGUCCACCCUCAUGUUUGGACAGAGGGCAAAAACCAUCAAGAACACGGUGUCUGUCAACCUGGAACUGACUGCUGAAGAGUGGAAGAAGAAGUAUGAGAAAGAGAAAGAGAAGACUCGGAGUCUCACCAUCACAAUCCAGAAACAGGAGAGUGAGUUGAAACGCUGGAGGAAAGGUGAUUCAGUACCUGUGGAGGAGCAGAACAGAAGCAAGAAGAACAGCAGUGACGAAGGGAUUGACAGCUUGGCCCCAGCCAUCAUUCCUCUAUCAAAUGAGGAGAAGAUGCAAUAUGAGGCACUUAUCACUCAGCUGUACAAUCAACUGGAUGAAAAAGAUGAAGAACUCAACCAUCAGAGUCAGACACUAGAGAAUCUGAAGCAGCAGCUCCUGGAUCAAGAUGAACUGUUGGCAUCAAAACAUCAGGGCUACCAGCGUCUGCAGGAGGAAAUGUCUCGGUUGCAGAAGGACAAUGACUCUGCUAAAGAGGAAGUAAAGGAGGUUCUUCAGGCAUUGGAGGAACUUGCGGUCAACUAUGACCAGAAAAGCCAGGAAGUGGAGAACAAGAGUAGCUGCAACCAACAACUGAAUGAGGAACUUGCCCACAAAACUGUCUGUCUGGAGGCAGUCCAAAGGGACCUUGUUGCUCUGCAGGAUCUCAGCUGCCAUCACAAGAAGAGAUCAGCCGAUAUGCUCAGUGUGUUGCUCAGAGAUCUCAGCGACAUUGGCGCUGCUCUUGGCACCACUGAGCUCAAAGCUAUGACAGAGACAAGUGGAAUGAUGGAGGAUGAGUUCACCACAGCUCGUCUGUACAUCACAAAAACAAAGUCAGAAGUGAAAUCGCUGGUGAGUCGCACGAAACAGAUGGAGGUCAGCCUGGCACAGAACAUCAGCAAAAUGGAGACCAGUGACAAAGAGCUCAAUGCUAGCCAAUUCACCAUCUCACAGCUUGAGGUGAAGAUGUCGUUGCUAAUAGAAGACCUCCACAAGAUGGAGCUAACCAAACGAAAGCUGGAGGAGAGUCAAGACGCUCUCAUGGAGGAAGUUGCUAAGCUUCAGGCUCAAGAUAAAUUGCAGCAGGUGAGUGUGAUGGACAAAGAGAAAGAACACAUGAGUCGACUGAAAGACGCUGUGGACAUGAAGAAAACAUUGGAGGAACAGAUGGAGAACCACAGAGAGGUGCAUCAAAAACAGUUGUCCCGCCUCCGAGAUGAGAUUGAGCAGAAGCAAAGAAUCAACGACCAACUCAGAGAUUUGAUUGAGGAGCUGCAGUUAGACAUCAAGAAACUUCAAGCUGAUGUGGACAAAGUGAGAGGUGAAGAGCGCAGCAAAGACGAGAAGCUUCAAAAACUGCUAUCACUUCAGGAAAAAAGACAACAAGCCAAAGAGGACCUUCAUGGUCUCGAAGAGACUGUGGUUUGUAGAGGAAAUGACUUUUUCUCAAACCUCCAGUUGAAUUUCUGGCGUUCACAUUUCAUUUGUUUACAGCUCAAAGAGCUACAGACGCUUACCAACCUGAGAAAGCUUUUCAUCCAGGAUAUCAGCAGCCGCACGAGCUGUCCAGAUCGCGAUGGUGACGAGGGAGGUGGCAGUCUGGCCCAGAGGCAAAGAAUCAUCUUUUUAGAGAACACUUUGGAGCAGCUGAGUAAAGUCCAUAAACAGCUCGUUGGAGACAAUGCUGACCUUCGCUGUGAGCUGCCCAAGCUAGAAAAACGUUUUCGUGCAACGGCUGAAAGGGUAAAAGCUCUGGAGUGUGCCCUGAGGGGCGCCAAGGAAGCGGCAGUAAGAGACCGUAAGCGUUAUCAACAGGAAGUGGAGCGCAUCAAAGAGGUGGUCCGCAUCAAGACGACAGCCAGGAGGGGGCACUCUGCUCAAAUAGCCAAACCAAUCAGACCUGGGCAUCAGAACCAGCAGUCCCUUUCUGUCAGAGGAGGCGGGACCACCUUCAGUCCACGUCUCCAUUCGCUGCGCCAAGCACAAGCAGGACAAAGUCAGCAUAGUCCAGCAGGUAGACUGGACCUGGACAAAGACAGACCAGGGGGGUACACCAUGAAGGGAGUUUAGUGUCUUAGUGAAGUUUGUGGAGUGUAAAGCUGGGCUUGCCUGUACAGUGAAAGUGGCUCUCUUUUAAAGCAACUAUACCACCAGGGUACCUUGGUCCUGACCAGGUUAUGUCCAGACUUCCAGCUUAAAAUGGGCUAUGAAAGCGCCACUGCUCUUUCAAGAUUGUGCUGAACUGCUAGCAUUCCCCGAUGAAAUGACCCAUGUGUCAGCCAGACAGAUUUUACACCGGUGUUGCUUUUGGCAGCCAUUUUAUUUCUAGUCUUAGUCUUUUGGAUGAAGAUGAUUCCUAUUUUAGUCACUUCUACAUGUGAUAGCUUUAGUCUACAAAAACUAGAAAAGUUUUAGUCUAGCUUUAGUCCUUUCAGUUUUUGUAAAAAGAAAAAAAAAAGAAAAAGAAGUCAUUUAUGUGUAAGUGUUGGAAAUUGAAUGAAGAAAAAAACAAAAAGGGGAUACAAUGACUAUCUCUGUAUACAAAGUACACUUCCUGUCAACAGGUCAAAACAAUGUUUUUAUGUUUUAUAUAUACACGUGUGUGUUAUAUGUAUGUUAUAUAUAGGCCUGUCACGAUACGUUUUGCUGGUUGAUAAUUGUGCUACAAAUUAUCGCUAUUUGAUUAUAUUGACAUUUUUUAGACCAUUUUUUUCAGUCAAGAGAGGUGUAAUUCACAUUUGAACCACUAGAUGGUUCUCAAGUAUAGUGUAGCUGUGUGAGCCUCAGUCACAAUUACCAUUUUUUAAUGAAAUACUGUAUAUGGCAUAAUAAUGCAAGUACAUCGUUCAAGUAAUAAACUUGAAUUACUUAAGAAAAUUUAACAUUAUAAUCCGAAUGUAAGUACAAUACGUUAAACAAACAACAUAAUAAACAAAAAAAGAACCAAAAAAACCCGAGACGUUUCAAGGUUUUGAUGUCCUUCAACACAUCUUCUUUCACUGGCUUAUGUAGUUCAGGAAUUGCGGUUUGUGACAUGAAUGUUCUCCCAGGCAAUUUGUGCUGUCUGUCAAACAUUUCAAACAUUUUGUGAAAUGUUGGCUUUUCUACUGUAUGGUUGCGUUUCUUUUGCAAUGUAGCAAGCGUCACUGUCUGUGAGCACGCACCAUUUUGUUAAUAUUUACUUUGCCUAGCAAAUGCCUGAGGAAGUGUUGGCUGUCGGGAUGAAGGCUCUGCUGCACCUCCAGUGGUAGUUUAAAAAGGACAAGUUUCUUGUUCAUUUUAAUAUGUUUCUAUGUUCCUGUCUGUGUGGCUCACUCGUAGCCCCGCCUCCACAAAGAGGCUGAAUGACCGACAGGAGGGUUCACUCUCUCUGUUCAUUCCUAUAGAACCAAUGCAUGCAGACACAUGCAGAGUGAACCCUCUUGUCAUCCAGCCUGUGUGCUACAGAGAAACAGGCAGAUGAAACACACACGGAUACAUGCACAUGUCAAUUUAUGCAGGGUUCGUAAUGUUUCUUUUUUUAUUGUUCGAUUAAUCAAUUUAUCUAGUAUCAUGACAGGCCUAAUUAUAGAUAUUACACACAUGUACAGUAUAUAUGUACUCUGGAUUUUUAUUCAAAUAAAUUGUUACGUUCCGCAAGACAGGAGCAAGCGCCUCCUGUCGUGCGCUCUUAUUUUGGCCGCCUGAACUUCCUGCUGGGAGGAAGCGGCAGCCGCUUUCCUCCUGGUUGCCACGCCGCUGCGGACAAUUACCAGUGGCUGUUAAAAGGCCGAUGCCGUCGUACGUGCGGCGCUGGUUCAUUGUUGCUAUUGUUCCUAGUCUCCUCACAGGUGCUGUCACCUAAAGUGUGAACUUACCUGACGAUACUUCCGAGUUUUUUUCCCUCUGUCGUCUUUUGUUUGUACUUAUUCCUGCACGUGUACAAUUAAAGGUCAUUUGUUUGCA